AUGGAGGUCGAGUCAGGGUCCGUCUCCGGACAUAAACAAGCUGCAUGUCUGACUUGCAGGCGGAGUAAGAUCCGUUGUAAUCGCUUGGCAGGCGAGACCCAGUGCGAAAAAUGCAAGCAAUCCAAUACAGAGUGCAUAGUGCCCAAUCAUCACCUCGGUAGACAAAAGGGUGUCAAGAACAAACGUAAGGGCUUGGAGAAAGCCAUCCAUCAAAUUGAGCAGGCCAUCAAGAGGCCCAAGGUCGAUGCAUCCGAAAGCGAGGAUGCCCAAAGGGCCAUUUCUGGUUUGCAGGAACUACUCAAUCAGGUUCAAGGCCAGCUGCAGAAUGACCAUGGUCUUUCCGAGACAGAGAACCUGCAUGAUUUGCCUUCUCCACAUGCUGCGCAUGAGAGCUUGACUCUGGAUGAUGCCGAGAAUCCAUUGCAGUUGCUUGCGAGGGCUUCUGAUCUUCAACUUUCUCCUACUGGGGUGCGACACGUGCCUAAAUCUCCGAUGCCUUUACCGGAGGCUUCAGUACUCUCCUCCUCCGAACCAAGCGCCAAGUCGUUCUUCGUUCCGGCACGAGCGAACUUGGACGUUGGUCCUGAUAAUGAUCCCGUUGAUCUGGGGCUCGUCACAUUUGAUGAGUCAGAGUCUUUGUUUUCUUUCUUCUAUCAAAAUCUGGCACAUACUCGAUGGGGCCUCGAUCCUUUGGUACACACCCCGUCAUUCGUGCGCUCUCAAUCGUCCUUUCUUUUUACCUCGAUCAUGGCCGGUGCGGCUUUGUUUCUUUCUUCCGCUGCGGCCUUGUCAAAGAGACUCUCCCGGCAUUGCAAAUGGCUUGCGAAGCGAGUGAUUACCAACCGCCACAGAUCUGUAGAGAUUGUUCUGGCUUUCAUGGUGAACGUUCCAUGGAUGUCCCCGGGCGAUAGCCUGGGGGACGAUGAUACUUGCUCCUAUAUUGCGAUGGCCCUUACCGUUGCUUUGGAUUUAUCCUUGAACAAGAUUGUUUCGCCGUCUUCAAGCUUUGACCAAGGACUCUUGAACCGCCUGGCCCGGGCGGAUUGUAUAGACGCUAAGCGGGCCUUGCAUAUGGAUGGGUUUGAUGAUGUUGAUCCUUCCUCGGAAUGGGGGCUUCGCUUGCUGCGAAGACGCGAAAGAGCAUGGAUUGCAUUAUACGUUGUUGAGAGGGGUGUAUGCCUUGCACGCGGUCGAAGCUAUACCGUUCCAUCAACAGCGCUUAUCAAAAACUGUGACCACUGGCAUCUGUCAAAUGUGGCAGAUCGUCGUGAUGGAUCUAUGAAUUCCAUGGCAGUUCUUCGAAGAGACCUUAAAACCAUCGAAACUUUUUACGAACGAUGGUAUUCGACAUGGGCCUUGGCGAUUGGGGAAGGGGAAACCCGUUCCCUACCUCCAUAUGUUGAAAUUUUAGUCACGCACACACAGUUAUCUACCUACGGCGGCGUUAUCAAUCACCCAACAGCCCCAAUUGAAGUCAAACGAUUCUUCCGAGCAGCUGGCUUGUCCUCCGCCCUGAAUGUUCUCCGAGCCGCCACUCAAGGCGAGUCGCGACUGAAAUCAAUGCCGAACAACACAGUGAUAAUGAUCUCCUUCGCCGCAUGCUCCGCUCUCAGCCUCAGCGUCACACCCGGCGAUAGCAGAUCUAGCUUAGCACCAAGCGUGCGCAAUCUCAUUGAAGAGACAGCUGGCGUGCUAGAGAGAAUUGGGGCAACCCCGAGCCACAGAAGUGGUGCCUCUGUUCUUUACGGAAGAUUCUUGCGGGAACUAAUCAGACGGGCACCGGUCUUGACUUCUCAACGUCGAUCACAUCCUAGAGUCGAUCCACCCGACAUUGCUCUUCCUGGUUUGGAACAAAUCCCGUCCCGGGUUCUACCCCAGGAUAUUUGGUCUGAGCCAAUGCAUUUCUCGGCCAUGUCUGAUCAUCAAAUUGUCGAUGCGGUUAAUCGAGCUGGUACCGCGUUUGGUGAAUCGAUUCCUGAUGUGCCUCUUGAUGAUAUGCUCAAUUGGGAUUGGCUUGAUUUUGCCAAUACUGAUUUCAAUUUUUGA
Penicillium soppii is the source of this 2046-nucleotide messenger RNA. RefSeq names its product Zn(II)2Cys6 transcription factor domain-containing protein. Bases 1 to 2046 code for a protein of 681 amino acids. Gene Ontology annotation, cellular component: nucleus. Lineage: Eukaryota; Fungi; Ascomycota; Eurotiomycetes; Eurotiales; Aspergillaceae. The transcript is spliced from 7 exons. The record is from RefSeq and is a predicted model, not a curated record. Gene Ontology annotation, molecular function: transcription cis-regulatory region binding; DNA-binding transcription factor activity, RNA polymerase II-specific; zinc ion binding. Gene Ontology annotation, biological process: regulation of DNA-templated transcription.